Molecule: messenger RNA, 993 nt
Organism: Dermacentor silvarum
Lineage: Eukaryota; Metazoa; Arthropoda; Arachnida; Ixodida; Ixodidae
Exons: 9
Coding region: 1-993 (330 amino acids)
Biological process (GO): proteolysis
Molecular function (GO): metalloendopeptidase activity
Source: RefSeq, a predicted model, not a curated record
AUGCACUGCAGGUCGACGGUGUUGAACUAUCUCGGCGUGUACUUGUGGGUGCACCUGUCGCCUCUGUUCCCCGACGAACACAGCAGUGAGCCGCACCUCCCGGGAGUGCCGUAUGGGAUGCCGGGCGGAUCCAAGCGGUUUCCUCUGUGCCUUCGCUACGCCGAGUCUCUCUGUCCGCAGGGAAUGUUCGCACUCCUAACCGUGGCCAUGGGACGGACCAAUUCGUCCGUGGAAUUCGUGAGGCCGCUCGAAUGGUGGAUCGGGGAUCUGAAGGACGUCCUCUUCAACUUUACCAAGCGGCUCACAUGGCAAGACGAAGAGACUGUAGAAAAACUGUUAGCCAAGGUUGAAAAGAUGCACAUCUCGUUCGUCAUUCCGGCGUCACUGCUGCAUGAGCCCAACGUCUUCAAUGGACGUGCGAGGCGGUUUUAUGCUGUGAAAAUCCUGCCGGACGCUUUAGAGGAAGUACUUAAACUCCUGCUUAAGCAAGGAUCUUACUCGCUCAAGAACUUCACCGUGUUCUCGUCGUGGACAGAAAACGCAACCUUGCGUUUCGACGCCCUGGAAGACUGCCUCAUGAAGUCAUACAUAGACAAACUACUUGUACCUCUUAACUACACGGUUUUGAAAUCCAAUUUUCCUUGGGUUCUUGCCGAGUUUGUCGGAGCAAGAUUGGCCCUCGAUCUUUAUCUCGAGCUUUACAAGAAGAUCACGGCAAAAGCGACCCCGAAUGACUCUGGAAUUUUUGUACGUGGCUUCAACCCCUUCAGAGCAGACCAGAUGGCCUUCAUCUUUUACGCUGAGAAUACUUGUGAGCCGCUGCCAACUCUGAAUGCCACUCACCGCUUCUUGACGCACGGUAUUUCGCCCCGCGACAAGACAAGGGUGUCCCUCGCCAGCCUGCAAGACUUCACCGCCAGUUUCCGUUGCCUGGCCGGCAUGGCUAUGCGAUCGGCCGUGCCUGCAACCUGCAGGCCAUGGCGUAACGGCUAG